UCUAUUUAUUUGCCUCGUAGCUUUUAUACAGGUCUUCCAUCUGGCCCUCCAACUACUUCAGCGUAGUCCAGAUCCAGACGUAGAUACGUAGAUGUUUAAAGAGGAGCUCCACUUUUUUCUUUCUUUUUUUUUAAAAGAAUGCAUAAUUAUUUACAGUGGUGGUGAUGGAAGCCAGACAUCUAUAGAGUUUAAUGCUUCUUAAGGCGCCCUCACAGACAGUAUUACACAAUUUUUAUGAAUGUUUUGUGAUGAGAUUUUGGCCUAAAACAUUUUAUAAAUAACCGUGGUGGGAACAGGUACAUGAAGAGAACUGGAGGGCAAAAUGUGAAAUGUUUUACUUUUCUUUUACCAUUAUUGUAUGUAAAACUCAGAAGACACGUAUGUUAACUGAUGGUUUUGGAUGGUAAAUAAAAUGGCUAUAUUUGUAUUGUACACAUCAUGAUCCCUCUAUCACCACCGCUGAAAAGAAAGUGAAAAUGUACAUUUCUCAAAAAUGGAGCAUUGCACAUCAUACCACUCUGAAUGACUUUGUUCACAUCUCAACAACUAACAUAGGCAGACAGUGGAAUUCCCCUUUUAUGGACUGUCCACCUCAAGUGGUUUAAAAAUGUAAUUGUUGCACAUAUCUUUGUAUUUCAUACCUGAUGGCACUGGUCUGUCUCCGGCCUCUGUCCUUUUUUAAUCACACCAUUACUCCUCAGCAUUGUGCAAUUUCUAAACAACUACAAAUACGCGUACGAAACACUAAAGAUCUAGGGUUUUAUCUGAAGAACAAGGCAGAAUUAGUGCACAAUGUAGAAUUAUGGUUAAAAGAAUAAGCAGUUUAGAAGGCGUGUGAUUUAAAAGAAUAAUGCAUACAUUUGGAUAACAGUGUAGAUGGUAUAUUAUUUCUGGUAUUGCAUAAAACCAUAUACCUUUUAAAACUCCUUGAGGUUUUAAGUUAGUCAGUUCCCCUUUGCCUGGUUUUCAUGUUCUUGGAAUGGGCUUGGGCAGCCAGUUUAAAUGACUUCUUAAGGGCAAAUAAUUGAAAAAUAGAACAGUAGAAAAUCUGAAAUUUGCAUACUUUGUGCAGGGGGUUAUACAUCCAACAAGACUAAUCUGUUGUCUUUAGCCAUGCUUUACUUUCUUUUUGAAUUACACAUGCUGAAUUGGUUUGAAAGGGUCUCUGAACAUCUGAAGAUGCAGCAGAAAGCCUCCAAGGGCCCAGUGCAACUCCUGGAAGUCUUCUAUGAAGUGUCCAUGAGUCUUUGCCAGAGUCAUGUUGAAGAAAACAGUAAGAUUCUGGAAGUACUUCUGCUGAGGUUUGGCGCUGUUGUGAUUGACCAGGAUGUGAAAUUUGGUCUGCGGCUGGAGGCAAUUAAGACCAUAAACUCAAUGUUGGACAAUUCUUCCAAAGAUUUUCGGAGAAAAAUCUGUCAGUCUGAUGAUCAUAACUUCCUGCUAGAGGAGUUUGCUAAGGUGAUAGUGGAUGUUGGUGAUUAUGAAAUGCAGGUGGCUGUAUCUGAGGCACUCUGUCGAAUGACUCCAAAGAAACUGAGGGAAGAAUUGGUUGGCAAGUGGUUUAACUAUAGAAGCUUUACAUCCACUUUUACAGCCAUAAGGGUCAAAGAGUUUGAAACGGACUGUAGAAUAUUUCUAAAUGAACUCAACAGCUAUUUUGGAGACUCCAGAAGAGUGUUCUCAUUUCCAUGCACUAGAGCAUUUCUGGACUUCACUGAGUUGUUUAAACCUGAGGAUGAGCUCCUGAAGGAGUUCUGGGUGGACUUCAACAUUGGGACAUCUUGCAUCAGCUUAUUUGUGCACGACCCAGAGGGAACUCUGUGGGAACUUAUUCAUCUUCCUAAAGAAGCUCUCUGCACAUAUAGCCUUCGAGAAUGUGAUGAUCGGAAGCUUUUGAGUGUUCACAUGAAUGUUGAUAUCUCUCAUGGGAACACAGUUGGUAAAAUGGUCCAGAUUGCCUUUGACUCAAAGUAUGACAUCCAGACUGCAGUGGAGAAAGUCUUUGGUAGAGGGGAGGGUUCGGAAUUACCAGAAGACCCACAGCAUGUUGCACCAGUUGGGGAAGAUUCAGGAAUACCGGUUAUUCCAACUGAUGGUACACCAAAACUUGCCAGUCAUCCUGUCACAGAGACUGCUGAAACACGUCACGUUUCCUUUGUACUUCAGACUGGACCAAGCCUCCUGCCAUCAACUAAAGGCAGAAAAAUCCAAGCAGAUGACAGUUUUUCUCUAAGAAUUGAUUCAGACACGGAGGUGGCACGGGCAAAAGUUACUAUCUUCGGUCAGCCUCUUUCUUCUAAUGGGUCUGUUAGCUCUGUUAGGUCUCUUCCUUCCACCAUGAGUGAAAUGAAAUCUGCACAGAAGAGGAAACUGAGGCCAUUUCACUCUGAGGGUGACAGCCGUGCUCCCGCCAGCGAGAGGCGUUCUUCCAAAGAGAUGCCUCGCCACAACUACACCAGGAAAAGGCCACGACUGAGGAGUAAACUCAAAGUUCUCCCACUUUCUUCACCCAGUAGCAAUGAAGAUGAGUACUUCAAGGAAUCGACCCCCAAACGUAAACUUUUGGAAAGGGAGAGAGCUGAAGAUGCCUCAUGGUCUCAAAGCAAAGCUAAAGUGCACAGUCUGGACAGCUUCCACCCAUCCAAAGAGACAACUGUGGAUUCAGGCUUUCAAGAAAAAGUCAGUUUUGAAGACACUGUUUUUGCAGAAGAUGAACCUGUUAUAGAGGAGCAUGAAGUAAAUGAAGAACCACCAUCUCUUCCAGGCAAAAAGCCAUCAGCAUCUACAGAGUUGCCUGUCGGUCCAGAAGUGACUGAGAUGCAGUUGCAGAAAGAAGAGUCUCCAUUCCUAACACUGAAACCCAGAAGACUUUUCCCUUCUGUCUCAUUGGAGAGUGCUACAGAAACAAUGACCCAAGCCCUGAUGGAGGGUGAAGAAUCCGAAACAGAGUUGGGAUCUGGAGUCAUCGCUGCCUUUAAUACAUUUAAGGCUCAGCUGAGGGAACACUUCUCUUCCAGGUAUAAGAAGAUUGAAGCGAAGUCACUGAGGUCUUUAACUGACUGCCAGAAAAAUGUGACCUCUCUGCUGCAAACGGCACACAAUCAAAGACUUGUCCAUUUGGAACACUUCCAGGACACCGUUGUGCAGCAGCUGGGGCAGCUGGAGCAGAACUGUCUUUCCCUCAAAAACAUCGAAAAGGAAACUGUGAGGUUUUGGCAGUCUGAGUCUGAUACAGUGAAAUCUUUCUGUGAUGAGCAGCAGAAGAGGCUGGAUUCUCUAGAUAUACUGAAAGAGGGUGUCCAGGUGCCCCAGAGCCAAGCAAAGAGCACUGAAGCAAGGGCCAGUGUGUCCUCGGAUGCCUCCCCGCCCCUCUUGGCUGCAGUGCCAGUUAGUGUGGAGACUGAAAAAAGCCAAAAGGGUCCAAACACUGUUCCAGCACCAACAUCUUCCGCUUAGAAAUGUACACUCUUAAUACUGUCAACUUGCUUCUUUUUUUUUUUUUUUUUUAAAAAAACCUUCAUGCAACCAGAAAUUGGGGAGUCUACACUGACAUAUUAAAAACAGCUUGAACAUUGUAUAGUAGAAAUGUUUAUUGUACUUUGUUUAUUGGGAAUAUUAUAUGCUUAUUUAGUUACAAUGAUUUUGAAUCUUUUCAUCUAAUAUGAAAAACACAUUAUAAAUGAGUCCUGUACCAGGUUUCCUGUCACCAGCUUGAAAAUCAUGGUGAAAACUUUCCCAAGUUGAAUUGUAAUGGGGAAUUAGGACUUCAGCAUUCUACAGGGAUUGUUCUAGCUACUGUCCAACAUUUAUUAAAUGUGCAGUGCUGAUAUUGCUGACUGAUAACAAA
This is a messenger RNA of Pygocentrus nattereri (red-bellied piranha), 3847 nucleotides long. It is a transcript of the gene sycp2l, whose product is annotated as synaptonemal complex protein 2-like. The record is from RefSeq and is a predicted model, not a curated record. The transcript is spliced from 30 exons. The coding region runs from base 1114 to 3456 and encodes 780 amino acids. Lineage: Eukaryota; Metazoa; Chordata; Actinopteri; Characiformes; Serrasalmidae.